Messenger RNA from Clupea harengus (Atlantic herring), 5103 nucleotides. It is a transcript of the gene tpcn1, whose product is annotated as two pore calcium channel protein 1-like. NCBI's taxonomy places the organism in Eukaryota, Metazoa, Chordata, Actinopteri, Clupeiformes, Clupeidae. The coding region runs from base 711 to 3212 and encodes 833 amino acids. The transcript is spliced from 27 exons. Gene Ontology annotation, biological process: transmembrane transport; monoatomic ion transport. Gene Ontology annotation, cellular component: endosome membrane; lysosomal membrane. The record is from RefSeq and is a predicted model, not a curated record. Gene Ontology annotation, molecular function: monoatomic ion channel activity; voltage-gated channel activity.
UGUGAUUAAUCGUCAUGUUUUGUUUACUAUUUUUUGCAAACCCGUGACAACUCUUACUUUGACAGCCUGUCAUGUUUUGUUCGAAACGGUUGACGACAUGUCGUGGUGAACAUAAAAAAAUCAUGCACUCUUGGGAUACCGUUACACCGUUAGCUGAAUUUUAAUGUGCUGAUAUUUCCGGUUAUAUUUAAAGAAACUUUGUUACAAUGUAUUUAUGAAUAACCCUCUUACAUAAGAGAAGGUAUACUCAAAUUACAUUUAUAUUUUAUCGUGAAGUGGACACCUGGGUUAGAAUUUAGCUAGCUCCUGCAAAGUGGUCUGGUAAGUUAGCUAGCUAGCAAAUCUCAACAUUAACGUGUUGAUCUGGUUGUUUAAAAAAAAAAAAAAAACUUUACUAAUCGAGUGCAUUUAAUGCAAAUCAGAAAGGACAUGGCUACGUCAAUCUUAAUGCUCUCCUAUGGAGCAAGUAUUAGCUAGCUCUCAGCCAUCAUUAUAACUUGACACCUCAGGUUCACAACAAAGUCAAACUUCCCAAGUCAGCUAGCGUUAGCAAGGAUAACGUGAAGUUAAAGGCAUCAGUGGAGAUAGGCGGAUUAAUUAACUUAGUUGGUUAGGUCUGGCUGUCUGUUAGAAAUAAUAGAUGAGGUAAUCAAUACAGGGAGUUUUUAAAGUACGAUCAUCACGAUUAAACGACUUUGAUUAACGGUGAAAUGGCUGACGGUGACGAUGAUGUCCCCUUAAUUUUGACCUGGGACAACGACACAAACAGCGGUUUGCUGACGGACGACGCAUCUGAAAGACUCGAUGAAAAUGGAGGUGGUGGGUACGAUAUCAUGAAUAACACCACCAUGCCGAACCCAGGACUACCAGAUCCAAGCACCCAGGCUUCUAUGCAACAGAGCUGGGAGAUGAACUAUCAAGAAGCAGCAAUUUACCUGCAGGAGGGCGAGAACAACGACAAAUUCUUCACCCACCCGCAGAACCCACGGGCACUGAGUGCAUACCUGUUCGCCCACAACCACCUGUUCUACUUGAUGGAGCUGGUGACGGGGCUCCUCCUCAUGAUGCUGUCCCUGUCUGAGGCCCCCGCUGUGCCCUCCCUGCGUCUGGACGUAUAUGUGCAUGCAACUCUGGAGCUGCUCGCCCUUGUCAUGGUGGCGUUUGAGCUGUGCAUGAAGCUACGGUGGCUGGGCUUAAACACCUUCAUUCGGCACAAAAGGACCAUGGUUAAGACGUGUGUGCUGUUCAUCCAGUUCAUUGAGGCUAUAGUGGUUCUGGUCCGACAGACGUCUCACCUCAGGGUGACCCGGGCCCUCAGGCCCAUAUUCCUGGUGGACUGUCGGUACUGCGGAGCUGUGCGCAGAAACCUGCGGCAGAUAUUCCAGUCUCUUCCUCCUUUUAUUGAUAUUUUGGUGCUCCUUCUGUUCUUCAUGGUCAUCUUCGCCAUUCUUGGUUUCUUUCUGUUCUCGUCUAAUCCAGCGGAUCUAUAUUUUAACACCUUAGAGAACAGCAUUGUGAGUUUAUUCGUCUUACUCACAACUGCCAAUUUCCCAGAUGUCAUGAUGCCCUCUUAUUCACGGAAUCGCUGGUCUUGUGUGUUCUUCAUAGUGUAUCUCUCCAUUGAGCUGUACUUCAUCAUGAACUUGCUCCUGGCUGUGGUCUUUGACACGUUCAACGGUGUUGAGAAGAUGAAGUUCAAAUCCCUGCUCCUCCACAAGAGGUCUGCUAUUGACCAUGCCUUCCAGCUCCUCGUGCGUCGACAGAGACCGGAUGGAGUGACUCUGAAGCAGUUUGAUGAUACUGAUAUUGUGAUCCCACAGAGACCGGAUGGAGUGACUCUGAAGCAGUUUGAUGGACUCAUGCGCCACUAUCGCCCUCGGAUGAGUGCCCGGGACCGCUUCCUGACGUACAAAGCUCUCAACCAAUCAGUAACUGACAUGUUGAGUUUGCAAGACUUUUAUAAGUUCUACGAAGUGAUUGGUCUUAAAUGGAAGGCUCGACGGAGUGGGGAGCAUUGGUUUGAUGAUCUACCACACACUGCUUUCCUCAUUUUUAAAGGGAUAAACCUCCUGGUAAAAUCCAAGACUUUCCAAUAUGCCAUGUACAUCGUUGUUGCUGUUAAUGGGAUAUGGAUACUGGUCGAGACUACAGUAUGGAACAGUGACGUGUCAUGGUCCAGAUUUGUCCCGUGGAGUUAUGUUGUCUUCCUUACAAUCUACGGCGUGGAGGUGAUGUUGAAGAUCACAGGUCUUGGACCACUGGCUUACUUCAGCUCAGGAUGGAACUUGUUUGAUUUCUCAGUAACUGUGUUGGCAUUUCUGGGCUUGAUUGCUCUGGCCUUCAACAUGGAGCCCUUCUACUUCAUUGUGGUUCUCAGGCCUCUUCAGCUUCUGAGAUUAUUCAAAAUCAAACAGAGGUAUCGCAAUGUUUUGGAUACCAUGUUUGAGCUUUUUCCACGUAUGGCAAGUCUUGGCCUCACCCUCAUCAUUUUCUACUACUCGUUUGCUAUUGUUGGGAUGGAGUUUUUUGCCGACGUGGUCUACCCUAACUGCUGCAACACCAGUACUGUGGCUGAUGCCUAUCGCCAAAUCAACGUCACCAUUGGCAACAGGACAGUCCUGCAGGAGGGAUACUAUUAUCUCAACAACUUCAACAAUAUUUUGAGUAGCUUUGUGACACUGUUUGAAUUGACCGUUGUCAACAACUGGUACAUCACCAUGGAAGGAGUGACCUCUCAAACAACCCACUGGAGUAGACUCUUCUUCAUGACAUUCUACAUCGUCACCAUGGUUGUGAUGACGAUUAUUGUGGCCUUUAUACUCGACGCAUUUGUCUUCAGAAUGAAUUACAGUCGCAAGAACAAACAGGAAGAGGCCCUCGAGGACCCAGAAGGUGAGAAGGGGAUCGUGUUUGAGGCGGAGGUGAGCCGCGCAGAGGCUCUGCAGACCCUGGAGUUCUACAAACACACUCCGGCCAACUCCAGCCUCAGCUCCCUGCACCAGGUGUGUGUGCUCAUGGAGCGCAGCGGGCAUUCCUCUAUAGUUUUCCUUGGACGACGGUCACGCACCAAGAGUGAUCUCAGUAUGAAGAUGUACCAGGAAGAGAUUGAGGAAUGGUAUGCAGAGUACUCCAGAGGCAAUCUACCUCAUCUGGGUGAAUCCCCAGAGAGUGACCUGGACUGUCCCGUUAUCACCCAGCACAGCACCAACUAGCCAUGCCUUCAGCUCACACCAACACCUUUUACCAAACGGAGCACUCCAUGGACCAGGAGACAGAGUGUUAUCACACCAUAUUCAAUGGAUAUUUACAAAUCACUCAAUACCAUCCUGUUGACAGAGUUACACCCCCCCCCCCCCCGCCCCUCACUCUCUAAGGCGUUGGAAGGACCAGGAGAGCUCAGAGACCGAUCGUGUGGUUGCACAUUUCAGGAACCUAUUUCAAAAACUAGUUUAUGAAUCCAACAGUGCUGCAGGAAUGGCGAGAGCGAAGAUUUGGAUCACAAAUCCAGUUGGCUUCCCAGAUGGGCUGUAAAGCUAUCAAAGCUAGGGUGUCUCCUUGCCUUCUCUAUGUGUUUUAGCAUCAUAGCUCUGUCCCUGUUGCCAGCAACUACGGUGUCAUGUCUCAUGAAAGCAUAUGAAAGUACGUUCUUAAAAGCAACUACAGGACCUUGGCUGCGACCACUCUGCUGCUGCGGCAGUGGUACAGAACAGUGUAUCAAGCAAAGUCGUGCUUCCUGACAUUUAUUUUGUCAUACUCCUCCUUACCCUCAUUUACCAGACUACCACUUGCUCCUUGUUUUAAUCAAACCUCUAUUGAGGUGCCAUAGCUUUAUGAUCCUAUGGGAUCAUGUUAAUGUGUGUAAUGUUGUGUUUGGAUGCCCUUAAAUGUAUUUGCCUGAGGAUUAGUAGGCAUCCGGCCAGUAUGGGGUUUGUGAGUGUAAGACGGUCUUCUACACCACAUUGCACUGUAAUACUAGACUGUGCUCUUAUUCUCGCAUGGACUAUUCUGAAUGUCUUGCAUUUAAUUUCUUCCCUCGGUUCAACACUACUUGUGACAAUCAUGCUUCACUAGCUCAAAGCAUUUUUACUUUUCCCCCUCUCAAUCUUAGAUUCUGUUAAAUGAAUCAUUGGUUUGUUGCAUCAUUAAAACUUCAACCCCAAGACAUAUUGCAGAGCAUAUGGGCAGACAGUGUAAACACAGGUUACAUAUUUGUAGAUUUCUAUAUUCUUUUCUAUCUCUAUUUUUUUCAGUCAUUUUAACAAGCUGAAAUGUUUUAGAAAGACAUUUUAAAGUCAGUCCUUAUGGCAUUAUUGUGUUACACUCUAGUAUCAUACACAGCAGUCCUGAAAAAACUUCUAUUUUUGGAUGAAAUUUAACUCAACACUAGGUUAUGCACAGAGCAGUCGUAAUUCUUAAUACAUAGGCUGUUACUUGAACCUCAAAAAAUACAAAAUAUAAAUAUAUUAAUUUAAAGCCAGCUACAAAUGUAAACUACCCAGUUUCUUCUAUGCCGUUUCAGAAAAGCCUUUAAUAUUUUUUCUUUGGUCUAAAGCAAUUCCAAGUUAUAAUUAUACAGGUCAGUUUUCAUAGUCAGUGGCUGCUUUAGGAGCACUUAGGUUAAUACAGUAAACCAUCAUGGAUGGUUUUUGCUUGGGUAUGAAGAGGCUGUUCCAAAGCACAGGAUCUCCCCCUUGCCUCUGAGUGUCCGUAAUUCCUCAUCAUGGGGGUGUGGCCUGUGUAUGAUGCACAUUGAGGGUGGGAAUGGGAGUGGCUGUGGGAGCACAUGUGUGAUGUCACAAUGCAAUGGGAGUUCCAUGUGACUGUGAUGGAGUGUGAUGGUCUGAUUGUGAAGUCUAAUGUUUUCAUAUAAAUCACUGGGCCUCAUUCCUGAAACACAACAAUUUUAUAUAUAUUAUUGUUCAUUUAAUUUUAUUUUACAUCAGGAUAUAAUUUAAUUCGCCUUCUGCAGAUAUGCUGAUUUCACCAACAACUGUAUUCAUCAACAUAAACAAGUUCGCAGCGAUUUGGUGUUUACACAGUGUAGAUCAGGGGUACUCAAUUAUAAACCCAAAAGGUCCACUCGCCAAAUUUCCAUUCAGUCCA